AUGGAUGAUGGAGAAGAAAGGCCAGCUGUAGGAGCAAGACCAAAACCAGCUAAAGAACCCAACCCUCUCAACCAGACAAGACAGGACCGUGAAGCUCAAGUACAAGCCGAGGCAGAACCAGCUGAGCUUUUCCAAGCGCAACAAGAUCAAGCUCAACAACUACUCCCUGCGAGCAAAAUACUGCCAUUUGGUGAUGGUAGCUUAUUCCUUGGAGAUUGGACACCUUCAGGACUUAUCAGUGAUCCAAUUUCUCAAAAAGAAGUUGUUUUUGCACAUCUUCUACAAAUAUCAUACAACAAAGACAAAACGGUUGCUCAACGCCGGGACUUGUCUUAUCUCGAUUUGGCACACCAUAUCAAAAGCCAAACCAAGAAGAAGAAUUUUUCGUUCAGGAAUUUAAACAUUCCGAUCAACUACAUUAGAGAGGUGGGACUCUACAAAGACGAAAAAAUAACAGGACCGGGAGUGAAGACUAAAGGUAACUUUGAUCAUCGACAAGAAGCUUCAAAAAAAUUUGUUUACGAAACAUUGGAGACCACACCUCUGGGAAUUGUCAUAGACAACUCUCCUGAAUUUGAAUGUAUUGAAAUGGGAAUUCAUCACGUUCCAGCCAUUCCACGUAACACAAAUACUGGGAGUUUGGGAGUGGGAUCACACCAAGUGGAGUGGAUUUCCUGA
Microthlaspi erraticum is the source of this 678-nucleotide messenger RNA. The record is from the annotation of a GenBank genome assembly. NCBI's taxonomy places the organism in Eukaryota, Viridiplantae, Streptophyta, Magnoliopsida, Brassicales, Brassicaceae.